Messenger RNA from Glossina fuscipes, 2627 nucleotides. RefSeq lists its product as uncharacterized. The record is from RefSeq and is a predicted model, not a curated record. The coding region runs from base 1857 to 2627 and encodes 256 amino acids. Gene Ontology annotation, molecular function: prothoracicotrophic hormone activity. The transcript has 3 exons. NCBI's taxonomy places the organism in Eukaryota, Metazoa, Arthropoda, Insecta, Diptera, Glossinidae.
AUAUUUAAAUAUAAAUAUAAAUUGUACAUAUAUAUUGCACCGCGCGACAACAGCACCGACUAGACUAAAUUAGGGAACAGUUUUUAGUGUGGAAAGCGUGGAAAUUUUCUUUUUUUUGCAUAGCUUUCGUUCUAAACUUUGGCUGGUUUGUUAAAGAAGCCCUACGAAUAUUAAUCUAUACCACACACAGCAAAUAUUCUUUUUUUCACCCUACAGCUUAUGGUAUUUAUAUUGAACGAUUUUCUUUCAAUUUCAAAAAUAUUCCAGCUAUUUUCAGGUAUUCACAUAUUUUCUUUAAAUAGCGUGUUUUUUAUGUCUGCCUAUACUCAACAAGUAUAUACAUUGUAUAUGUUUUUCAACAACAAUUUGAUGUGGUCUUUUGGAAUAUUGUACGUAUGUAUUUUUUGUUACUAAAAUAACCUAAGCGUUUAAACAUUUCUUUUAAUCCGUCUUAAGAUGGUUAUAUAUGACAUCAUAAUUACGCAUUAGAUCUAUAGCUGAGAAGCGAGUGCUAUUUUAAAUCUCAACUAAAUCGUAGAGCAAUGAAAACUUUUUAGUUGAAUCAAAUCCUCAGGUGAAAGAUUGCUUUCAAAUUUUUUGAAAUAUCGUCUCCUUCAUGAAUAUCAACUUUUUAAAAAUCGGUAACUUUUCAUUAGUCUUCUUUUUUGUUUCUGAAAACUUGCAUUUAUUAUGACUUAAGUACACAGAAGUAAACUCAACUUCUGGCCAACUUCUUGCUACUAUUAUAUGGUACAUAAUGUAUUGUUUUGAUAUAAAUAAAGAAAAAAGCCAGAUACUUGCUAAUUCAAAAAUUUCCCGAACAGGGGGAUUAGCAAUAGUAAUAUUUUUACGCUACGAGAACUUCCAAGAGCUACAAAUUUAAUAUAGGAUAAGUUAAAUUUUCGAAAAUAUAUCUGAAAUAAAAUUGAAAAAUAUUUAUCUUAAUAGCGGAGUGCUUGAAAUUCGCUCCAAAGUGACCACGACUGUUUCGCUUAACAUUUCUGCCUCGUUUUUCUUAUAUUCUUUAUUGGGUUUCGGAACUCAAUUUUCUUUCAACAAUUUUGAUGAAUUAUUAAUAAAUUUUAUUUCAGAAAUCUUUUAGUAAUACUUGAAAAGUAUACAAUUAUGGCUAGCCAAUCCGGAGGAUGUUUAUGAUUUCAAUAAGCACUACGUACGUGUACAAGAUUUGGCUAUCAUCAACGGUAUUGAUAUGGAAAUCGAUAUACCCGCACUAUUUAAACAAGCUGUGGCUGAGUUACCAAUCCAUGAAGUUCGUUGGAAGACAGAUGUUCUUAGUUGGUUAGAGUGCACGCAGUGCAGAAUGCAAUAAUGAGCUAUCUCGAGAAGGCGAAAUAUGUAAAAUUUUACCUUGCGAGCGUAAACGUCACCAGGAUUGUAUGCUUUUGCCGUUAAGAAAUACUACGUUUGGCCCGAAGUGUUUCUUCAAACUGGGAAGUACUAAGUAGCGAUAAGAAACGAAACAUAUUCAUGAAUUCAAUGUUUUCAUAAAUUCGGAAAUCUUUCAAUCUUAUUUUUGGAAAAAUAUGUAAAGAAAUGUUUUUUAAUCAAUCAUUUUGUUGUAAUAUGCUAAAGAUAUUUUUGUUAGCUAAAAGUAAAUGGUUUUAUAUAAAUGACUAUAGAAACAACGGCAAGAUAAUGUAAAGGUAAAGAGAUAAUGAAUAGACCGUCAGUUAAUUUGUAACUUAAUGCCGCUGAAAGGAAAGUAUGUUAAAAGCUCUCAUAUAGCAUAUUGUUUUGAGAAGCAAGUCUAUAAAAGUCCACAACCACAAGCUGCUAAUACUUAAAAGUAUUCCUGCUAUCAUUAAGGAAGGAUAAGACGAACAAAACGUCACAAAAUGUUAUUGAGUACUUUAGUUAUGGUAACCAUUUUACUUAGUGUUAUUUGUGAUAAUCAUUUAAGGGACAGUCGAUUUCUAAUAUCAUUGUUUAUGAAAACGACUUCUUCGAAACCCUGCAGUAAAACGGAAAUGCAAAAUGUAAAUUGCACAGAUUCUGCAAAUUUAUGUUCUACCAAUGUUUACGAAAAUAGUUGCAAGGAUGUUUUUCUGCCGCUGCUUGAAAGUCUACAUCAACCAAUUUACAAGCACAAUGUUUUGCAUGGUACUGAAGAUAGAUACGGAAUAGACAGACAAUCAAAUGGUGUUUCCAUUGAAAACAAUUAUAACAAUAAGCGGAAAUCUAUUGAAGCAUCGCCUUUGUCAAUAACUCACUAUAAAGAAUUCUGUAACGAUUUAACUUUAGAGGACAAAAAACGGGCAUUUAAGCGAACUGACCGAACUAGAAAUAAUAAUCGUGUUAUUAUGAGUCUUCGAGGAAAAUGCGAUUGCAAAAUAAAAAAUGAUUUAAUGGAUUUGGGGCCGUUACACUAUCCACGCUUUCUGUUAUAUUCAGUAUGUCAAGCAGCGAUAGUUACAGAUAAUUUAUCUGCAAAAUGUGCCUAUGGCCUGGUAUGUCAACCGCUGGAAUAUAAGGUGGAAGUUUUAGUGUAUCAUACCGUGAAUGAUGACACGCAAAAAGCAGCCACAGUUAGCUGGUUGCCGCAAGAAUUAAGACGGGUCUGGAAAUUUAAAACCGUGACGGUAACAGCCGGAUGUUUCUGUGCCUGA